AUGGAAUUUUUCAAUAGGGAGGGCAAGAUUGAUGAAAACGUCAUGCUGGGAAAUAUGAUCCGGGUGGUUUCAUCACAGGGCAGGAUUGGGCAGAUCGUUCACCUGGUGCACCGCUUGGAGAUACUCUUUCCGAAUGUCUCGUUUCGGAUCACGGAUUUCUUUGGGAAGCAUCUGCGAUAUGAAGCUGGGGUUGUGGAUCCAAAGCUUGUGGCUCCUGAGCUCGUGCAGCUCAUAGCGUCGGGUCGCGCAAGUCCUGGUUUCAUCACGAGUAAGGUAAUCAUUAUUAAAGAGGCGCCGCGCCAACAUACUAUCAGCGUUUCGACGGUCAUGAAGAGAUCAAGGUGUACAUACACUUUCCAUAAAGUCAAGAUGUGCAACAUGCAUGAUACUUUCCAAUACAGUAAACGCGGAUGA
Molecule: messenger RNA, 414 nt
Organism: Penicillium odoratum
Lineage: Eukaryota; Fungi; Ascomycota; Eurotiomycetes; Eurotiales; Aspergillaceae
Exons: 2
Coding region: 1-414 (137 amino acids)
Source: RefSeq, a predicted model, not a curated record